Molecule: messenger RNA, 513 nt
Organism: Colletotrichum scovillei
Lineage: Eukaryota; Fungi; Ascomycota; Sordariomycetes; Glomerellales; Glomerellaceae
Exons: 1
Coding region: 1-513 (170 amino acids)
Source: RefSeq, a predicted model, not a curated record
AUGUCGGACAAAAUCACCGGCAAAAACCUGUCCUACGACACAAACAUCCCGCCAUUUCUGCGCGCUCUCCAAGCACAAGCAGCAGGGAACGGAGGCCCAGACGAGAUCCUCUCGAAAAGGCGACGAGCGGGCAAGAAGCGCUCCGACAGCGAAGAGGCAGAAGACGCGCCGCUGGUCGUGGAUGACGACGGCAAUGUCGUCGAUGUACGGGUGGACAAGGAUGGUGGCGUCGAGGCGGAUGCUUUGAAGAAGGAUGGAGUAGAGGAGGAGGAGGAGGAGGGGGUAGGGAAGGAUAACAAGGAGGAGAAGAGGGAGACGGAGAAGAUUGCUGGGAUUGGGGCGAGCAAGAAGAGGAAGGCUGGCAAGGUUGUUGGCGGUGAUGCAGACGAGGAUAUUGUCGCCAACAAGAUCGUGACCAAGGGCGAGAAGAAUGGUGACGACGACGAAGGCGCCAAGAAGAAGCCUGCUAAGAAGAAGGGAAAGAAGAUCAAGCUUAGCUUCGAUCCAGAAUGA